Pecten maximus is the source of this 1564-nucleotide messenger RNA. Its product is annotated as vacuolar-sorting protein SNF8-like. Lineage: Eukaryota; Metazoa; Mollusca; Bivalvia; Pectinida; Pectinidae. The transcript has 8 exons. The record is from RefSeq and is a predicted model, not a curated record. Gene Ontology annotation, cellular component: ESCRT II complex. The coding region runs from base 80 to 823 and encodes 247 amino acids. Gene Ontology annotation, biological process: protein transport to vacuole involved in ubiquitin-dependent protein catabolic process via the multivesicular body sorting pathway.
UUUUGUGGAAAAUAAUGAAUGUCUGUUGAUAUCUAGGAUAUUUGGCAUUAGAUACGCUUGUUGUUAUUGUAUAACAGUCAUGCACAGACGGGGACAUGGAAUCGGGGCCAUCAAGAAGAAGGAUCUGGCUCAGGCUCGUUACAAAGACAAAGGGUCAGAGAUAGCAGAGGAUCAAGUAUCACAGAUGGCUAAACAAAUGGAGAAAUUUAAAGAAAACCUAGAAGACUUUGCUGCAAAACACAAAGAAGAUAUAAAAAAAGAUCCAGAAUUCAGGGUCCAGUUCCAGGAAAUGUGUGCCUCUAUAGGGGUGGAUCCCUUGGCAUCAAGUAAAGGAUUCUGGGCAGAGAUGUUGGGAGUUGGUGAUUUUUACUACGAAAUUGGUGUUCAAAUUAUAGAAGUGUGUAUCGCUACUAGUCACAGAAAUGGAGGUCUAAUUGGUAUAGAGGAGCUUCGAGACAGACUAGUGAAAUCCAGAAGCAAGAAAAGUCAGGAUAUUAGCAUAGAUGAUCUUUUACGAGCCAUCAAGAAGUUAAAGGUGUUAGGUAAUGGGUUUACUGUUAUACCUGUCGGCCGUACCUUCCUAGUCCAGAGUGUGCCCGGAGAGCUCAGCAUGGACCAUACCAUGCUCCUUCAGCAAGCACAGGAUUUAGGCUUUGUGACAAAAUCAGAGUUGUUAUCUAAACUUAAAUGGGAAGAGGAGAGAGCAGGGAGAGCCUUGGACUUCAUGAUCAAGGAGGGCUUGGCAUGGCUGGAUGACCAGGCUACACCAGAGAGACAGUACUGGUUCCCUAGUUUCUUCCCGUAUACGGCUGUUGUGUCCUGAGGACAGCGAUGUAAACUGACCAAUGACUAAUAAACUGAUAGCAACAGUCGAUGUUUAAACUGCACAAACUAGCAUCUAGUUUUGCUGAAAUAGAAACCAACAAAAAUACAAUGUCUCAGUUCUUUUGAGGUAUUAUUGUUCCUGCAGCAUUACUUGUGUACAGUAAAACCCUAGGAGCAGAAGUUACAGAUUUGAAAAAACAAUCUGUCAUAUAUAGUGACAAUAGUAGUGAUAAAGUAUAGACACAGGGACUUGGCAAGUUUCCCCUACCUAUAGUCUAUAUAUGUAUAAGAUGUAUAAUUUAGUGAUAAUGCCCAGGGGUUGGGAACUUGUACCAACUAAGUCCCUGUGAAUCCAGAUAGUGUUAAACCUGUAGCCUUCAAAUUCACUAUCUUGUCUAAAGCUGGCAUAUUUCAGUGUCCCCUUUUGUUUUUUCGUUACAUUUCGUUUAAACUUCCAUUACGAGAGGACAUUAUCAGAAGGUUUUAUUGUUGUCUGCAUGUUACAGUGUAAAUGACAAAUAGAUGCUUAUGGUGGAAGAGAAAAUCCACCAUUUUGGAUCAAUUGCAUCAAAUCCAAGAUGGGCGAUAUAUACUAAGCAAACAACUAAGCAUUUUAAUCAUAUGAUCAUUAGUAUUUACAUAGUUGACAUAUUUUUUCUGUGUUAACAUAGGUUUACACUUAAUUGUAAAAUAAAUACUGUAAGUGCAAUAAAAAUGUAUGACAAACACCAUGUAAUAA